Messenger RNA from Daphnia pulicaria, 1717 nucleotides. RefSeq lists its product as uncharacterized. Lineage: Eukaryota; Metazoa; Arthropoda; Branchiopoda; Diplostraca; Daphniidae. Gene Ontology annotation, molecular function: protein binding. The transcript has 8 exons. The record is from RefSeq and is a predicted model, not a curated record. Bases 4 to 1389 code for a protein of 461 amino acids.
ACGAUGACAAAAAUACCGUUGAUUGCUGUUUUUUCGGUUUGGCUCUUUGUUGUUUAUGGCCAAAUACCCGUCAAUAACUUUGACCCUUAUCACGCCUAUUACAUUCCCUACACUUCAACGUUUACCAAUCAACCCAUUAAACACGUUAAUGAUGAAACGGCAGCUCAGCAGUCUGGCGAAACUGUUGAAUUCAAAAAUAAUCCGAACAUUAGGGAUCUUUUCUAUCAGGGUGCCAUUUUUUUAAGAAUAAAACAACUUGAAUCAACGACUGCUAGUUUAGCAAGGCAACUGAAAGACACAAAUGACAAUUUAUCAAAAUCGCAAAAAACAAUUUCGGAUUUGAAAGAGACACUUAAAACAACAAAUGACAACUUGGCGACUAAAGCCUCUCAAACUGAUCUAGAGAAAACCAACGACGAUGUUUCGAAAUUGGGUACAGCAUUGGAAAACACUAAGGCCGACAAAACUGCGCUGGAAACUAAGGCCGACAAAACUGCGUUGGAAACUAAGGCCGACAAAAUAGCCCUGGACGAUAAGGCCGACAAAACAGCCCUGGACGAUAAGGCCGACAAAACUGCGUUGGACGAUAAGGCCGACAAAACAGCCCUGGACGAUAAGGCCGACAAAUCAGCUUUAGACGAAAAGGCCGACAAAACAGAGUUGGCCGAAAAGGCCGACAAAACCGCAUUGGCUGAAAAGGCAGACAAAACUGAAUUGGCCGAAAAGGCCGACAAAACCGCAUUGGCCGAAAAGGCCGACAAAACUGAGUUGGCCGCAAUUACCACUCCCAGUUCUCUUGGUACAAUCCCAACCUCAUGUGGAGACCUCAAGACAAUUGGAUUCGUCAAAAGCGGAAUCUACUCCGUCAUGGUCAACAAACAAGUUAAAAACGUCUACUGCGAUUUUACUAAACCCAGCAAUGCUGCAGGAUUGGAAAAAUUGAUUGGUACAGUCGACGUGAAAUCAACUCCUACGUAUUUCUACGCCCAACUGACGUCUAGCUAUUCGACUGCCAACAGCGCUGUUCCAUUUGGUUCUGUCAUAGUCAAUGAGGGAAACGCUUUUACCUCUGGCAUUUUCAAAGCCCCCACGAAAGGGAAAUAUUACUUCGCUUUUUCGGGUGUUAAUAAUAGAAUUGCUUCUGCUACCGUACGAGUUGGAUUGGAGGUCCAACCACAAGGGACAACCAAUUGGGACCCUAAAGGAGAAGCUUUCAGUUCCGGUGGCGCUCAGACCACUCUGACUUUUACCCUUCAUGCUACUUUGGAACUUUCCAAAGACGACCAAGUUAGACUAUUAUUAAAACAAGGGACAAUUUUCGAAGACGGUAAUGGCCCCUUGACUCAUUAUGUGGGUUGGCUUAUAUCGGAGAAUGAAUUACCCGUUUGAAAUUAGCUCCCACCCCUGUCCCAAGUCGAUUUCUCAACAUUAAAAACAUUACUAGUGAUUUCUUUGUUUGCCCGUCAUCUAUAAUAAAUUGAAAAUGUGAAUCCAAAAAUGGGACUUUUUGAUUUCAAUUGAAAAUUGGCUUUCAUCUAUGUCCACCGGCACUGUCGAUCAACUUAAAAGAUUAAAUAAGAGUUUCGACACACUGGACUGUUUUUUUUGCCUAACCUUCAAUGCUAUGCAUGCAUCGAUGAAUAAAUAAUUUCAAUAUGAACAGUAAAUCGAUAAUUGAAAAAAAAAAACCCUAAUCGUAGCCGUAACAAUAAAAUUC